AAUUUCCUCUCAAGAUACCCUAGUGUUUUUGAUGAUGGGUGGUGCUCCAAUCAACAACCACCUCAUUUUCAACACCCUCAUGUCAUUUCCUGUCUAAAUCAACAACCUUCCCCUUUUUCUCCAAUCAUUUUUCUCUCUUCUUCUUCUUCAAAGGAUAAAAACUGUUAGAUUCAUUUGUCAAUGCAUCUGAAACUUUGUUGCUGAUGUUGUAGCUCUUAGAUAACCAGAGGGAGUUAUCAGCAUUCAUGCCAUUUCUGACUUUCAGGAGUUUCUCUUGAAGGGUGUUAUUGUGUUGCCUUUUGAUAAGAUCAAAUCCUGUCAAGAUGCCUGAUUUACCACCUGAGAUGAGACACAAUAUGUCAGAAGAGGCACACCCUAGUGUUCAUAGCAGUUGUGCAAAGUCAGGAAACAACUCACCAACUCAUCCCAAUAGUGUGAACCAAGCAGAAAAUGUCUACACUUCAGGAAGGGAAACUGGACAAUUGGACCAUGUUUCAAAAUCUGAUAAUGCAAAGUUGGAAGGUAAAUCAAGGCCCCAGAGGCUAAUUCCACCAAACAGGAACAUCUCUGACUUCAACCCUCAACAACACCAAAGUCCAAGCACAGUAAAGAAGCCUGGUCAAACCCCUGAUCACCAUCAUUCAAAGACAGUGUCUGUGUCAACCCCACAUGGAAAGACCUCGAAUCAUGCGAGCACUGGUUCUCGCAGUAACAGCUUAGAGAGCACAAGUGCACCCAUUAGGCCACAUACUGGGGGUGAUGUGAGGUGGGAAGCAAUCAACAUGGUUUCAAAGUGUGGCCCUCUCAAUCUCAGCCACUUCAGGCUUCUCAAGCGCAUUGGUUAUGGAGACAUUGGGAGUGUGUACCUUGUGGAUCUCAAAGGGACCAAGACCUACUUUGCCAUGAAAGUAAUGGACAAGGCAGCACUCAUAAGCAGAAAUAAGCUUCUGAGGGCACAGACAGAAAGGGAGAUUCUUGGACUCCUUGACCACCCCUUUCUCCCAACUUUGUAUUCUUACUUUGAAACUGAGAAGUUUUACUGUCUGGUGAUGGAGUUUUGUAGUGGAGGUGAUCUUCAUACUCUUCGACAGAAGCAACCUAACAAGUGCUUCACUGAAGAAGCUGCCAGGUUUUAUGCCUCAGAGGUUUUGCUAGCUCUGGAGUACCUGCACAUGCUUGGCAUUGUAUACAGAGACUUAAAACCAGAAAAUCUUCUAGUGAGAGAUGAAGGGCACAUCAUGCUCUCAGAUUUUGACUUAUCCCUUCGCUGCUCCGUGAGUCCUACACUAGUCAAAUCUUCAUCUGCACAUGCAAGCAACAAUAAUGGUGGCAACAGUGACUCCAGUGGCGUACUAAGUGAUGACCAAGCAAGCACUACUCAAGUAUCUAGUUUUUUUCCGCGCAUUUUACCUUCAAAGAAGAACCGCAAGGCAAAGUCAGAUUUUGGCCUAUUAGUUGGCGGAGCACGCCUUCCUGAACUGAUGGCAGAGCCUACCAAUGUGAGAUCAAUGUCAUUUGUAGGAACACAUGAGUAUCUUGCUCCUGAGAUUAUCAAAGGAGAGGGUCAUGGUAGUGCAGUAGAUUGGUGGACUUUUGGGAUCUUUUUGUAUGAGCUGUUGCAUGGAUCAACCCCUUUCAAGGGUGCAGGGUAUAAAGCCACACUUUUUAAUGUUGUUGGACAACCACUUAGGUUCCCAGAAACUCCCCAGGUCAGUUCAGUGGCUCGUGACCUUAUUAGGGGAUUGCUUGUGAAAGAGCCGCAGAAGAGAAUUGCAUAUAAAAGAGGAGCUACAGAGAUAAAACAGCACCCAUUUUUUGAGGGAAUGAACUGGGCUCUAGUCAGAAGUGCCACACCUCCCCACAUACCAGAUACUAUAGACUUCUCCAAAUAUGCCACCAAAGACGCAACACCCCCGGUGGACAAGAAGAUGGCAGAUAUUGCUAAUGAUAAACACAGCCAUAAUGCUAGUGAUUCUUACGUAGAUUUUGAGUACUUUUAGCAGUCAAAGUUCUAUAUGGAUAUAACACCCUUCUUUGACAAGAAUAUACUGUACAAAGUGUCACCUCUCUUCCCCAAAAAGAAAAUUGAAGACUUCUAUGAGAAACAUACAAUGUAAACAAGCAUGUAAAUUUGUUCAAAAACAUUCUUUUUCCCCCAUUUUUUUGAAAAUGUCUGUAAUAUUGUUGUAAGGACUUCCAGACUAGCACUGCUUGCAAAAUUCAGUGUUCAGAAUAUUUUUUGACAAUGAAAAGAUGUUUGUGGUACACGACAUGAGUUCUUCAAAUAUAGAAUUCUGUGGCUCAAGCAAAAUGUAAUUUUGGUGAUCUCAGAUUUGGAGUAUUUAGUACAAGUC
Molecule: messenger RNA, 2354 nt
Organism: Vigna unguiculata (cowpea)
Lineage: Eukaryota; Viridiplantae; Streptophyta; Magnoliopsida; Fabales; Fabaceae
Gene: AGC1.7
Product: AGC kinase 1.7
Biological process (GO): protein phosphorylation
Molecular function (GO): protein kinase activity; ATP binding
Source: RefSeq, a predicted model, not a curated record